CUUGACUGGGAAGUCAAGCCAAGAUGAUACGACUCCUUGUGUCCUUGACUCUUCUGAUCGGUCUUCGCGAAGUUGCUCCUAUCGAUGAUGGAGCCAUUAUACGUUUCGUACCAAUUUUUGGAUUGACCUUUUUACCAAUUGGAUUUACCGCGGGACCCAGAUACGUUCCAAAGUGGAAACAACAAGCUUGCGAAGUACCUGCUUCGCAGCAUCCAAACUCUCAUUACGUCUGCGACGAGGCCGGUGAAGUUAAGUGUUUACCAGGAUGGACGGGAGAUUUAUGCGACGUUCCCAUGUGUCGAAAGGGUUGCGACCCUCUUCAAGGUUACUGUCGCCGUCCCGGAGAGUGUCGCUGCAAGCUCGGAUUUUAUGGUGAACUAUGCGACAAAUGCGUAGCACUUCCAGGUUGUCAACACGGGAGAUGCAACGUCAGUUUCGAAUGCGCCUGCGAUCCUGGAUGGAAAGGAUUAUUCUGCUCAGAACCCAUUUGCGGCUCUGAUUGUCAUCCAAGUCAAGGAUAUUGCGAGAAACCUGGUGAAUGCAGAUGCAGAUUAGGUUGGCAAGGAACAAAAUGCAAGCAGUGCGCAGUAUUACCAGGCUGCGUUCACGGAACCUGCCAAGGACCCCUGGAAUGUCACUGUGAGCCAGGGUGGACAGGAUUUUUGUGUCAAAACCCAAUUUGCGCGCAAGGAUGUAGCAAAGAGCAUGGUGGGUGUCGACGACCCGGGACCUGCAGAUGCCGAGUCGGCUGGACAGGACCAAAUUGCACGGAAUGUGUUCCGUACCCAGGUUGCGUCCACGGAACCUGUAGAAAACCAUGGGAGUGCAGAUGUCAACCUGGGUGGGCUGGUGACCUUUGCGACGAGAAGCUUACGUAUUGCGAUAGAAAUCCAGAUACUUGCAAAAACAAUGCUACCUGUAUCAGCAUGACAAAGGAAGAUGGAAACUUCAGAUGCGUCUGUCCAAUGGGCUACAUGGGACGUCAUUGUCAAAUUGAGACUGUGGUACCUGCCAUGGAUUUGACACCUCCAAUGCCAGAUAAAAAUUCGACUCCAGAGCCCACAAGUUCAACAUCAGCAAAACCGUACAGCGAAGUGCUCGGGACCGCGACCAUGCCUCAAGAAACGCACAACUUCACAGAAGAGCUCGAGCACAAGGAUGAGACGGUAGUUUCUGACAAUAACGAAGGACCUACCAUAGAGCCACUGGGACCCAUUGUCAUCACAGAUGCUCCCACAGUGGAUCCGGCAGCCACACUAGGUAUUUGGCCUACGGAGCCACCUACCGAGACACCCGUAACCCUCAAUGACUCCGACAACGAAGCCUAAAGAGUAAACUGAGAUUCUUUGAAAAAUAACUUAUAUUUUCCUUAUAUAUAAUAUAUAUAUAUUUAUUUAUUUACACGACAUAUAAGCAAGAAGCAGGUUUCAUAUCUGACCUGGCUAAUUAUCUAAAUCUGUACUACUCGUUUAUACGAUUCGAUAUUACGCAGAGAUAUCAACUUCGUGUCUGAUCCCAGCAGGAAAACUGUCACGUGCAUACAGUUGAUCUUACUUGUAAUUGGCCAGACUAACAAUUUCGCACGUCGAACCCCCCAUGAGUCAAGAAUCACGUUUCGUUAUAGACAUAGGUAACACGUUUUCAUGGAGCUGCUGUACUAAGUGCAUGACAUUAUUAGGGCACGACGCCAUUCCUGCUCCACGAAGAACGCUAACGGCUAACCAAUAACGAGUAUUCGAGAACUAAGGAUAUAGUAUAGCGAGUAAAAAUAUUCGUAUGAAUUUUCGAGAAAGUAGCUAGAGAAAAAAUUAAUCGAAAUGACGUCACAGUUCAAUUGCCACGCGGUAGGUGUCUACGUAUAAAUAUCCUGACAGUGGGGAUACCCUAGUCCAGAUUGGUACCCCACAUAAACUCAAACUCUCUGCAGAAAGGUUCCGCUCGAGCAGCCACGUAUCCUAUGUACGCCAUCGACUACCCACGUAACCCAUAUAGGUCUCGUACAUUACGUAACUCAUAUAUAGAUAUAGAGACACAUUAUACCGCAACGAGCUCCGCAAUGCAACUGGAGCCGUUUUCGAUGAAAAAUCAAAGUUCCGGCGAGUACCAACUUACUUGCUUGCCUUUCCGCGCCGUUGUAUACAGUUACAUUAUGGACUACAUAUUUCCAUACGCGUACAUUCGUUUACUUCGUUAUCCUUUAUUCAAUUCGAAUAUUUCGUUUACAUCGAUAAAUCGAAUGACGAUCGAUAACAUCAGGUUGACAAUUUCUUACGUCAAUCGUUUCGCUUCCUGAUAAAAUAUUUUACAUACUUUCGUUAUACUAUAUCAUAAUUUAUUUUAUCUACGGUCCUAUUACAUAACCAAUUAUUCGAUUAACCAUUAUUUAUUUAUUAGUUUUAAUUAUUUUGUUCGUACUUGGGGCGACAGUCGCCAGACACACCGUUACCAAUAAAGCUGUAUAAAAAAGA
Cephus cinctus (wheat stem sawfly) is the source of this 2468-nucleotide messenger RNA. Its product is annotated as delta-like protein 4. Gene Ontology annotation, cellular component: membrane. The record is from RefSeq and is a predicted model, not a curated record. Lineage: Eukaryota; Metazoa; Arthropoda; Insecta; Hymenoptera; Cephidae. Bases 24 to 1328 code for a protein of 434 amino acids. The transcript is spliced from 7 exons. Gene Ontology annotation, biological process: motor neuron axon guidance; cell communication.